UUUUUUUCUUACCACGAAGAGCACUUAACCGUCUCGUGUAUUAAUAGAAUCAUGUCCUAGUUUUCAAAAGUUAACAACCACUGUACAGCGAUCCUUUAUUAAGGGUCAUUCUAAAUGAAUACUACAACGGACGCGCUGACUGGACAUGGCUGAAAUUAUAUUAAAGAAUUGGUAGGGUCACGGACUUGCAGCGAUUCACAUCCAGGCUACUAGGAUAGACCCAGGCAACUCGUUAGCACUGUGGCUACUCGGAUGUGUACUUCCCAAGGUCACAACAUCUGAUCGUUUACGGAAAUGGCCUUGUACUGAUUAAUAUGCAUUGAUACAGUCAAAGGAUAUAGAUCUAGGAUCACAAGUGACAAAGUAUAAAAGGCUGUCAUAAUGGGAAUUCGAAGCCGGCUGCCGGACGUUACAAUACCAGAUGUGGACUUGGCCAAGUUUGUCCUGGAUAAAAUAGACCAGUAUGAGGAGAGUGUGGCCCUGGUUGACUCACAGAGUGGGGCGAAAUACACGUUUGGUGACGUCAGGGACCACGUGCGUAGAAUUGGUAGCGCGCUCACUCGGCUGGGGUUCAAGAAGGGGGACGUGUUCUGCGUCUACAGCCCGAACGUUCCCGAGUUUGCCCUGAUAUUGCUCGGCGUUCUUGCCGUCGGAGGAACAGUCACUACCGCUAACCCACAGUACACGAAAGAUGAACUGAGCAAACAGAUGAAGAUCACACCUGUAAAAUACAUGGUGACGGUUCCGGAGUCUUCACAGAAAGCUCUACAAGCCGCUGCAGAAAACGAUAUCAAGUCAGUGUUCGUGUUUGGGCAUGCCCCAGGAUGUAAGCCAUUCCAUGACCUUCUUCGAGACGAUGGCCACGCCUUCCCUCAUGACGUCAUAAUCUCGCCGCAAGAUGUCGCUCUCCUCCCAUUCUCCAGCGGGACCACAGGUCUGCCAAAAGCUGUCAUGCUCACGCAUCAUAACAUCGUUGGGAACUUGAUGCAAAUGAGAGAGUUUUUAUACGCUGGGCGUCCUGGGGUUGACGGCUUUCUUGGUUUCCUUCCGUUCUUUCAUUUGUUUGGCUUGGCCAUCAUCCUCAUUGGUGCUCUGAAAUUUAGGUUGAAAGUAGUAUGCAUGAAGAAAUUCGAUUUCGAAGAGUUUCUGGCUUGUAUUGAAACCCACAAGAUCCGGUACCUUUUCGUGGUACCGCCCAUCGCCAUAUUGCUAGCCAAGCACCCUCUGGUGGACAGAUACGACCUCUCCAGCCUGGAGACCAUCAUGUCUGCCGCCGCUCCUCUCGGGAAGGAUAUUGAACAAAAAGUGGAGGCUCGUCUGAAAACCUGCAGCGUUACACAAGGCUACGGUUUGACGGAAACCAGUCCGGCAUGCUCUCUUCCCCCCUUAGACAGAAAGGCAAGAAGAUCUGGCUCCUCUGGGAUAUUGGUGGCCAAUACAGAGUGCAAGGUGGUGGACCCACAGACAGGCAAGGAACUGGGUCCCAACCAAGACGGCGAGCUCUGGUUCCGUGGAAGCCAUAUCUUCAAGGGGUACCUCAACAAUCCAGAAGCCACGGCGGCCGCCAUUGACAGCGACCGGUGGUUCCAUAGCGGUGAUAUUGGUCACUAUGACGACGACCAGUACAUUUACGUCAUUGACAGAAUUAAAGAAUUCAUCAAGUACAAAGGAUUUCAGGUAGCGCCUGCGGAACUUGAGGGUUUGCUGGUGACACACUCUGCCGUAGCGGACACUGCGGUAGUUGGGCGCCCUGAUGAAGACGCUGGAGAGCUGCCCAUGGCGUUCAUUGUGCUGAAACCUGGACACACCGCUACCGAGACGGAGAUAAUGGACUUUUUAGCAGCCAAAGUGGCUCCAUUCAAACGUCUUCGAGGCGGAGUUGAAAUCGUUCAGGAGAUCCCGAAGACCGCCAGCGGGAAGAUUCUGCGGCGAGUGUUGCGUGAAAAAUUGCGGCAGAGGGCUCAGGGCUCGAUGAAAUCUAAGUUGUGAGAUUGGCGUCUUCUGGGCCUGACAAAACUACAUACAUGUAGUUUGAGUUCUGGGAAUGGGGUUUUAGAUGGAACUUCAAUACUCAAUACUUUAUCACUAUCACCAUCAUCAGAGAAGUCAGCAUAAGGCGGUUACUAGUUAACAGCACAAGGCGAUACUUAAUUUACAUGCCAAUACUCAUAGAGGGCGCUAGGAUUCUCUGGUCAUUGUAACUGAAAGCUUUUUGGUCUUGUUAUAGUUCAGGUUAUAUAUCAUUGUAACUAAAAGCUACAAGUAUUUUAGCCAGAUUUUUGACCUCUUUAUAGUUCAGAUAUAUAUCAUUGUAAUUGAAAGCUACAAGUAUUUUAGCCAGUUUUUUUACCUCGUUAUAGUUCAGGUUGUAUAUCAUUGUAACUGAAAACUAAGUAUUUUAGCCAGCUUUUUGGCCUCAUUAUAUUGGCCACAUAUCCUGAUAUACAGGUACAUGCAUUUAUCAUAAUCACCUACUUACAAUUUUUUUUCUUUCUUUUAUACGCAUCUAGCAUAUACAUGUAUUUUCUUUUUGUUGCGUGAGCUCAAAUAUAAGGGACAAGUUGGUGAACAUUUUACAACCAUAUUUCAUACAUCUUAGUUGGAAAUUCGAAACGCCAACAUGUUGUGCUGCGAAAGCCGGUCAGUUUAAGCCCACUUUACACUGGACGGCGUCCUCUCCGCGUCCCGUAGCAUGGCCCUGUUUGAGAGUGAAAAAUAAUACUUUACGUGCCGACAACUGGCCUUUUAUUGAGCAUUC
This is a messenger RNA of Lingula anatina, 2758 nucleotides long. RefSeq lists its product as uncharacterized. Gene Ontology annotation, molecular function: CoA-ligase activity. Lineage: Eukaryota; Metazoa; Brachiopoda; Lingulata; Lingulida; Lingulidae. The record is from RefSeq and is a predicted model, not a curated record.